Prunus armeniaca (apricot) is the source of this 210-nucleotide messenger RNA. NCBI's taxonomy places the organism in Eukaryota, Viridiplantae, Streptophyta, Magnoliopsida, Rosales, Rosaceae. The record is from the annotation of a GenBank genome assembly.
AUGCUCGAUCUUUCCAAUAAUGAACCCCAGGUAAUUCCUGAUUCAAUAGCUAGAUUAGAGAAGCUUGAAGAGAUAAAUUUGUCUUCGAAUCUUCUGGAGGCACUGCCAUACUCAAUCGAGAUGUUGCAGAAUUUGAGUUGGUCAAUCUGGAUAGCGGCUGAGGAUGGGGGCGCAGGUGCUGGGUUUCGGGUUGGAGUUGGUGAUGGAUGA